AUGGGGUCAGUCGGGAUAGACGACGAUUAUUACAGGAUAUUAGAGGUAGCUGAAACUGCCACUACAGAAAUGAUUACUAAAUCAUACAAACGGCUGGCUCUCCGUCUGCAUCCAGAUAAAAACAAGAAUAUCAAUGCUACAGAAGCGUUUCAACUGGUGUGUAAUUCUCUCAUUCUGGGUGAUUACGCCCAAUCUUCUAUGCAGGAAUCGUUGAUACGUCUUACUCACAUGUCCGGGCUGCCAAAGCUAGUGAAUGCUUAUGAAACCCUCAAAGACAAAGACAAACGGCGAGCUUACGAUCUCACUUACUCACGGGUCAAAAGUACUCCGAAGGGCUACCCAACAUCCACCGGGCAAACGUCUUAUUCUGCAUCCUCUACCGCGAAUCCGAGACAGGAUGAUAUAGCCGAAGAGGCUGCUAAAAUCUCGGCUAUCCACGCAGCUAAAGCACAGCGCGCCGCUAAAUGGUCGAAAACCCAAAAGGCAUACGAAGACGCCAUAUUCGAGCUCCAAAGGGAAAUUCGGAAGCUGCAGAACGCAAUCAAAAUCCUUGAGGAGGUAGAUAAAGCUGAAGAUGCGGAGGAAAGAGCAGCGAAAAGUUGGUCAGCCUGGUUCCUCUCUCCAAUAUAUAAAAAGCGCGUCGAAACCGAAGAAGAAAAGGAAAGUAAGGCCAGGGAACGAGUGCAGAGACUCCAUAAUAAAACUUUUAAAACGAUGGACUUGAAAAAGAAGGAUUCUAAGUUAAAGAAUUAUCAAAGUCUCUUAAAGGCCGAGCAAGAGGUGUUUGAUAACGCAAACAGGAGGGAUGAUGCAACUCUGUUCAUGGCUGAAGAGCGCAUACGCGCGAAGAGAGAGCGGGAGCAACAAGAAAAGGACAGGCAAGAAAGAGAAUCAUGGCAAAGAGCUUGGAGAGAAACAUAUGAGAGGCAGCGGAGGGAAGAGGCGGAGGCAGCGAAGAAAAGACGAGAACAGCAGGAAAAAGAGGAAGCAGAAUUGCGAGAGCGGCAAGCGAAAGAAAAGGCGAGGCAAGAAAGGGAAUUCCAGCAAAGAGCUUGGAGAGAAGCUUAUCAGAGGCAGCGGAGGGAAGAGGCGGAGGCUGCGAAGAAAAGACGAAAACAGCAGGAAAAAGAGGAAGCAGAACUGCGAGAGCGGCAAGCAAAAGAAAAGGCGAGGAAGGAGCAAGAAGAACUUGACAAAUCGCGACGACGUAGGGCACCCACAAGAUGUUUUCAUGAUUGCUGGUGGGAUAAAGUCGAAGGGCGUAUGGCAUGUGAGAAGUGCUCCGUGUCUCGUUAUAGCUACUUGCUCCAGUGCCCAUUGUGUAAGAUGAAAGCGUGCGCAGCUUGCCAGCAACAACUCAGACCACGAAAACGGAACCGUGGAAGAAAUAAAGCCUGA
This is a messenger RNA of Nannizzia gypsea CBS 118893, 1398 nucleotides long. RefSeq lists its product as hypothetical. The coding region runs from base 1 to 1398 and encodes 465 amino acids. The transcript has a single exon. The record is from RefSeq and is a predicted model, not a curated record. Gene Ontology annotation, cellular component: cytoplasm. Lineage: Eukaryota; Fungi; Ascomycota; Eurotiomycetes; Onygenales; Arthrodermataceae. Gene Ontology annotation, biological process: protein refolding.